Rhopalosiphum maidis (corn leaf aphid) is the source of this 2553-nucleotide messenger RNA. Its product is annotated as cGMP-dependent protein kinase, isozyme 1-like. The transcript is spliced from 14 exons. Lineage: Eukaryota; Metazoa; Arthropoda; Insecta; Hemiptera; Aphididae. Gene Ontology annotation, molecular function: ATP binding; cGMP-dependent protein kinase activity. Gene Ontology annotation, biological process: protein phosphorylation. Bases 1 to 2178 code for a protein of 725 amino acids. The record is from RefSeq and is a predicted model, not a curated record.
AUGUGCCACGCGUUGCUGUUGUUCAUGGGCAACGCGAUUUCUGGUGGUGGCGGCGGCGGCGGCGGCUUAGGCAGUCGGAAAACGACCGAGCCGGCCCGCAGUGGCGUAUCCGACCUGAAGAUGACCGCCACCACCGGCACUUCCGCCAUCGUCAACGAAUUGACCCGAGACGUGGAGCGCCUCAAAGCGGCCAUGGACGAAAAGGACCGGACCAUCGAACAACUCGGCAGGGCCGUAGAAGACAUACGCAACAUGCUCGAGAAUGCGGUAUCAAAUCAAUUUCUCGUGCCAUCGUCGCAAUCAUCACAACUCCGACUGGACAAAAAGAAAGGAGUGUCGGGAGAAUGUUCAACUUCUUCGGAAACACCUAUACCGUUUCCCAAACAGUCUAAACCCAUCAAAACUAAACACUUAAUCAAACAAGCGCUGUGCAAAAAUCAGUUUCUGAAAAACUUAAACACCAAUCAAAUUUCCGAGAUUGUAGACGUCAUGUAUCCGAAAGACUUCGAAGCUGGAGCGUACGUCAUUAGAAAAGGCGAUCCGGGGUGUUGUCUGUAUGUGGCCGACGAAGGAAAAUUCGACGUAAUCCAAAGCGGACGGGUUGUCGAUUCCAUUGGACCUGGUGAAGUGUUCGGCGAGAUGGCCAUACUUUAUAACUGUCCGCGGACUGCAUCGGUGAGAGCCAUCCAAGAUGUCAGGGUGUGGACUUUGGAAAGAGUGGCAUAUCAGCAAAUCAUGAAGACUUCUGCUAUGAGACGGUUUGACGAACGGGUGGGAUUUUUGAAAAGUGUACCAUUGAUGAAAGAUCUCAACGAAGAAUUUUUAUCGAAAAUUGCUGAUGUCUUGAAAGAAGAAUUUUAUCCGGAAGGGCACUAUAUCAUAAAACAGGAUACUUUGGGCGACAAGUUCUAUAUACUGAGCGAAGGGCGAGUAAAAGUCACGAAGACCAAUAAAGGUGAAGACGAAGAAGAAGAAUUUGGAAUUUUGGAACAAGGAGAAUUUUUUGGAGAAGUUGCUCUGUUAAAAAAAGACAAAAGGACUGCCAACGUCGUGGCCAUGCACCCGGGAGCAGAAUGUCUCACGCUGGACAGAGAGCCUUUUGUGCAUUUCAUCGGCAAUCUGGAGGAAUUAAAAAACAAAAAGUACACAGAACAUCCACGAAAACCCUCAGUCCAGACACCAGUAGAAAGCAAGACAAAAACGUUUUACCCGGAACUAUUCCGCGUGGAGCUGACCGAUUUUGAGACGGUUGCCACAAUCGGAGUGGGCGGCUUCGGCAGGGUCGAUUUGGUGUGUCUGAAGUUGGAUAAAAACCGAUCGUAUGCAAUGAAGAAAUUGAAAAAACAACAAAUAGUGGAUAUGCAGCAACAAGAACAUGUGUACAACGAGAAAACCAUUUUGGAAUCAUGUACAAGUCCGUUUAUCGGAAAACUGUACAAGACGUAUAAAGACAAAAGAUAUGUGUACAUGCUGAUGGAGGCUUGCCUGGGUGGAGAGGUGUGGACGUUCCUUCGGGACCGGAGGUGUUUCGACGACAAUGCCGCGUGUUUCGUGAUCGCGUGUGUUGUGGAAGCACUCGACUAUUUGCACGGAGCCGACGUCGUCUACAGGGAUCUGAAGCCAGAAAACCUGUUGCUCGACCGGCAAGGUUUCGUUAAACUGGUGGACUUCGGCUUUGCCAAAAAGCUACAACCACGAGGCAAGAAGACAUGGACAUUCUGCGGCACGCCUGAGUAUGUGGCCCCAGAAGUCGUGCUGAACAAGGGCCACGAUCGGGCAGUAGACUUUUGGGCUCUGGGAAUACUCGUAUACGAGCUGCUGGCAGGAAUACCUCCGUUUAGUGGGAAAGAACCAAUGGACAUUUACAAUGCAAUAUUAAAGGGCAUUGGAGCCGUCAACUUCCCGAGACAAAUGAACAAAAUGACUCAAGGUCUAGUGAAACAGCUGUGCCGAAGCGAUCCGACGGAAAGGAUAGGUUAUCAAAAGGGCGGCAUACAAGAUAUCAGGCGACAUGAAUGGUUCAAAGGUUUUGACUGGAUCGGUUUGAGGAACAAGAACAUAAUUCCACCCAUCGUACCACACAUAAACAAUCCGCUGGAUUCGUCGAAUUUUGAUAUUUAUCCAGAAGACGGAGACAUGCCACCUGAUGAAUUAUCCGGCUGGGAUUCAGAAUUCUGAAGCAGUUAGUCGCAGUGUGAAGCUAAAUACCUCCACUAAAUCAAACGCCGACUGCUACAGGACUGUACAUAUUAUAAUUGUUAUUACUAUGAAAAUGCAACAAAGUAUUCAACGUCUAGACUGGAAUGUGUAAAAAACCUUACACAAUUUCCUAGGGGAAAAUAAACAAUAUAUAGUUUCGUAUCUAACGUGUGACACACAUAAGAUGAGUUAAACAUAAUAUCACUAACUUUACUAUUUAUUUUUUAUUUUUGAGAGACUUUACUUAUCAAAAGAUAGCCGAACACUCAAUUGUCUUAUAAACAAUAAAUCAUUUAUCAACGAAAUAAUACGUAUGUACUAGCAAGGUCCUUCACAAUAAUUACAAUAUUAUUU